AUGGGAUGUCCCGCCCCCUUCAGACAGAAUAAGAAAGAGCUGACGUGCAUCCUUUACAAUUAUUCACUGCGGUCCCUGCUCCCUGUGAACAGGAAACUGCUCAAAAACCAUGUAAGGCAUUUAAUUUGACCGCGACUCCACAACCAGAGGACAAGAAAAGCAGCACUUUGGCGGAUCCAAACUACCUGGAGUGAGUGUGCUUGUACUCACAGUGAUCCCUAUUGUAACCAGCAGACUUUAAGAGAAGAGUUUGGUCGCCUCUCAACAGUUCUGAGGCUGCGUUCAUCGUGCAACUUUCUUCAGGUUAGAGACUCCAAUUGAAGAGGUGUGACUGAAAGUCUAUGUGUGAUUCCCCAGCUCCUCCUUGGACAGGCUCCAACAGUGAACUGGGCCAGACGUACUGACAGCGCCCUCUAUUGUUUAAAAUGCUUCAGUACGCAGAGUAAACACUGGGCAGUCUCUUUGGGACAUUCCUGGUAACUCAGUGGUAGCAAUGGCUUUGUUCAGUGACUAUGAGGGGGAUGAGAUCAUCAUCAGGCAUUAUAACUUUACAGGAAGAUUGUUCAACAGGACAGAGGGUGUUUCCAGCAGUGCCAAGACUGCAGUCUUCCUCCUGGCCUGUAUAUUGAUCGUCAUUGAGAAUCUGAUGGUGCUUGUGGCUAUUUGGAAAAACAAGAAGUUUCACACGCAGAUGUACUAUUUAAUCGGGAAUCUUGCCCUUUCAGAUCUCUUGGCCGGGGUGACUUAUGUGUUUAACAUCCUCAUGUCUGGACACCGCACUCUGACCCUGACACCGACAGAAUGGUUCAUCAGGGAAGGCAGUAUGUUUGUUGCCUUGUGUGCAUCGACCUUCAGUUUGUUAGCGAUUGCCAUUGAAAGGCACAUGACCAUGGUAAAAAUGAGACCGUACGACUCUAAGAAGCAGUACAGGCUUUUCCUGCUGCUGGGUGCUUGCUGGAUGAUCUCCAUUCUCCUGGGGCUCUUGCCGCAAAUUGGAUGGAGCUGCAUCGACAGACUCAAGUCCUGUUCGACCAUGCUGCCACUGUUUGCCAAAAGCUACGUGGCCUUUUGCAUCACCAUCUUAACCGCCAUCUUGUUCUCCGUUGUGAUCUUGUAUGUCCGCAUCUACCGGCUGGUCAGCUCAAGCAGCCGCAAGAUGAAGGUGAGGAAGAACACCAAGGGCAGCCAAUCGGAGAGGGCCAUGGUUCUCCUGCGCACAGUGAUGAUCGUUGUGGGUGUCUUCAUAGCCUGCUGGUCCCCUCUCUUCAUCUUCCUGAUGCUGGAUGUCGCCUGUAGUCCCAGGCAGUGCAACAUCCUCUACAAGGCAGACUGGUCCGUUGCCCUAGCGGUGCUGAACUCAGCCCUGAACCCCAUCAUUUACACCCUAUCCAGCAGGGAGAUGCGAGGGGCCUUCUUUAAGUUGCUCUGCUGCUGUUUGGUGGGCUCAGACGUAGCCAGGAGCUUGCCGAUAGCACCGACUGCAGACAACAGCCGGAGUAAGUCCAGCGGGAGCAACUUUAACAAACCCCGGGAUGAGGUGGACUCCCCGACAAUGCUCAUUUCAGCCUGUAUAGUCAAGUCGAGUGAGAUUUCACUGGAAAAGGGCAAGUCUUGAAUUCUGUGGCGUUUCCCAGAAUAAUCCAAGGAAAGCAUCUUGACUCCUAUCAGGAUUGUGAAGUAAAGACAGUUGAUGUCAGUGUUUCUGUUUUUAAUACAUACAGACUUCCGUUAUCUUGUACAAAAUAUCACCGUAAUGUUGAUAAGCACUCAAUGACUAUAGUGAAGGUUAUUGGUUUGCUGCACCACAAAUCCACAGAAGUCCUGAUCAUUGGUUUAUUGUUAGAUCACUGCCAUAAUUUACUUUCGUGCCCACAAGUUAGUGAAGGUAGGGGUAAAAAGCAGGGUGGGUGUUGUCUGGUUACAGAGAAGUAAGACAGUCAGCCAAAGCCAUCUUGUUGAGUGAAACCUGCCCUAAAGUGUGGUCGGUGUAUGAGAAUCGGAAUUGCCACUGUUGCCAUCAUUUCUCCUCCCCUGGGAGUUAAUCACUCACCCACCCAGCAGGGCUCUGGGGAACUGGCAGUAAAUGGGAGCCAGAUCCCAUUCCCAGCAGAAAUCCCAUUUGCGAGCUCCCUAGAGUUAUUUCUGAUCUGUCCUCAGAUUGAGGGUCAACCUUUUCAGAAGCAGAUGAGGAAGACUUCCUGCCACUAAAGACUUCCAAUACUUUGGAAUUCUUCCCCCAGCAGAGCUCCAUCACUGACUAUAUUCAGAAUGAGUAUCAGACUGAAAGAACAGAGGAGUAUGGGGAUAUUCGGGAAGGUAAAGUGAGUUAGAAAAUCAGUCAUGAUCCUGUUGAAGCAUAGAGAAGUCCGAAAGAGUCAAAGGCCAACUCCAGCUCCUAUUUGUUAUGUUCUGAAGGUUAUCCUGAGAUUUCUGUUCCUGCCUCCAAAAUGUCCCCUACUCUGUCUCAGUCAUUUCUGCUCCUUAACUUUAAAAUGGCCUUGAAACCUAUUUGUUUUAUUUUUAAAAUACUUGCCUAAACUUGCUCCCUCUUAAGUCCUCUCUCUCUCUCUCUCUCUCUUUGUAUCUAUCUCUCCCUCUAUCU
Messenger RNA from Chiloscyllium plagiosum (whitespotted bambooshark), 2602 nucleotides. Its product is annotated as sphingosine 1-phosphate receptor 3-like. Lineage: Eukaryota; Metazoa; Chordata; Chondrichthyes; Orectolobiformes; Hemiscylliidae. Gene Ontology annotation, molecular function: sphingosine-1-phosphate receptor activity. Gene Ontology annotation, cellular component: membrane. The record is from RefSeq and is a predicted model, not a curated record. Gene Ontology annotation, biological process: G protein-coupled receptor signaling pathway.